Messenger RNA from Triplophysa rosa, 1397 nucleotides. RefSeq names its product caveolae associated protein 4a (gene cavin4a). Bases 258 to 1247 code for a protein of 329 amino acids. The record is from RefSeq and is a predicted model, not a curated record. The transcript is spliced from 2 exons. Gene Ontology annotation, cellular component: caveola; cytoplasm. Lineage: Eukaryota; Metazoa; Chordata; Actinopteri; Cypriniformes; Nemacheilidae. Gene Ontology annotation, biological process: regulation of gene expression.
GAAUGAAUGAAUGAAGGGGCUUUCAAGCUGUUAUGUGAUGCAGCUUCCGAAAAUGUCCCAGUGUCUCAUUACAGCUGUAUUUAUAUCAUGCAUGUAUAUAUGUGAGUGUGUGUGCACAGGGGUGGAGUUAGUUAGAUUGGAGUGGGGUCUCUUUCUGGAGUGUCAGUUUGUCUUUGCACUGUUCUUGUGUGUGAUUCUGUCUGGCCCCGUACCCAUCCCUGGCCCUCUAGCCCUAGUUUCGCGCCUGUGUGAAAGAGAUGGAAAAGAAAGGUGAUCUCAUGCUUGGGGUCGAGGAUGAGUCCGGGCAGCCUGUCUCGGCCCUCUCCAUUCUAUCUCUGCUGGAACGUGUGUCUACCAUCAUCGAUGGCGUCCAGGCGAGCCAGCAGCGCAUGGAGGAACGCCAGCAGCAGCUCGAAAGCUCGGUCAGCGCCGUCCAGUCAGAGUUGCUCAAAUUGACUCGCGAACAUGGUGCCACAGCGACCACUGUUGAGAAACUUCUCCAGAAAGCCCGUCGUGUAAGCACACAUGUUAAAGAAGUGCGUUCACGCGUGGAGAAACAGAACGUGCGUGUGAAGAAGGUGGAAACGACGCAGGAUGAGCUGCUUACUCGCAACAAGUUCAGAGUUGUCAUCUACCAGGGUGAAACUGAAGUUCCCUCUGUUGCUGUCACCAAGACCCCCAAAGGGGAAGGGCUUGCUAACCUAGAGGUGGAGCCAGACGAAUAUGACAUCCCCGCUGAUUUAUCAUCUGAUGAAGAGUACAUGGUGGUAGAUGAGGGGGAGUCAUCCCGUGGGGCACGUCUAAAACAGUCAGGGUUAAAGGGUCUCGAGAACAUCAAAUCGGCGUUCUCCAAAGAGGGCAUGAGCAAAACACGUGAGAAGACCAGAGAGAAUCUUAGCAAAACCAAGGAGAGCCUGAGUAAAACAGGCCAAACGCUCGGAACCAAAAUCAACACCUUCGGUGAGAAGGUCGUGCCGCAUGAACAACGAGAGAAAAUACGUCAGAGCAGUGAGCGGCUUAAGGAUAACAUCGCUAAGAAAGCACCCAGUAAAGAAUCGUUCCGCAUCAAACUGAAGAAGGAACGCACUGUCGCUGAGGGCCAAGAGGGAGCAGAGGAGGAGCCUGCUGUGACUCCACCCAAAGGCAGGAAGUCAAGCCCAGACGUGACCUACACAGAGGUGGUUACUGAGAGCAAGAGGGAGGGUCCAAUAUCAGAGGAAGGAGCAACUCGCAUCCAAGAGGACUGAUAUGGGAAAUUCACGAGUGAAAAGAAGAAUACGAGAAAGUGAAAAAGAAAAAGUAGUUUGUGAUUAGUAAAAGGAAGAAAUCAUUUUCAUAUAAUGUUUCCACACAGUAAAUGAAAUAAAUUUUGCAACACUAAAUGUGUUUGUAUCAUU